Messenger RNA from Striga hermonthica, 927 nucleotides. The record is from the annotation of a GenBank genome assembly. Lineage: Eukaryota; Viridiplantae; Streptophyta; Magnoliopsida; Lamiales; Orobanchaceae.
AUGGGCAGGCGCGAUGAUGAAUUGCAGCUAGCCAUCUACAGGCCUCCUCCAAGCUUCACCGGCGGGUGCCUGGAAAUCCGCCUCUUCUACGUGCGGAUAGCGCCCUGCGCGGUAGACGCCCUCCCCGACCGGCUGAAGCUCCGGCAUCUCCGCCGCGAGACUGGCGUCUUCUUGGAGAUAAACGGCGCGCGCAUCCCGCCGUCCGAACCCGUAUGCGUCAGCCUCCGCCGCGAUCGGGUCGACAGGGGCUCCUCCGAGGUGACGUACGUCAGCACCGAUAGCAUCCGGGUGUCGGGGCCCGCGGAGUUCGAGGUCUGCGAGGAAGGUCAUGAUGGGGAUAUGGUCCUCUGCGGCUCGCUGGAGAGAGACGAGGUGGGGCCCACGUGGGCCGGCGGGAAUGCAUCGGGUAAUGAUUCGAGGACCGGCUGGAGCCUGGAGUGCUACGUGGCGACCUCAGUGGCCGAUGGAAGGUCGGCCCUUCUCCACCCGAGGACAGGGGCUUGCUCGCCUUCGAUCGAGGUUUAUAUAGCCGGGUGCUGCUCGGGUACUCCAGUGAUCUUGAUGAAGACGAUUUUGGUUAGUCCGAGGAAGAAGGUGAGGCAGGGGAUUACUCUGGACUCGAUUCCUGAGGAUGAAGAGAUGGGGAAGGAGCAGGUGAAUCGGUGCAAUGGGGUGGUGAGGCAUAGGAAAUUGCAGUCCAUGCCGUCUGAUGUGGAUGAAUACGACUCGGACGGGAAAAUCGCAUAUGGCAAUCAAUCUGAAGAAAUGUACCCAGGUGAAGAUGGUCAGCUCACGUGGUUCAAUGCCGGUGUAAGGGUCGGUGUUGGAAUAGGUCUCGGCAUGUGCCUUAGCGUGGGAAUCGGUGUUGGCCUGCUCAUGCGAUCUUAUCAAGCUACGACCAGGACUUUCAGGAGAAGGUUUUUCUGA